ACGAUCCCGGGGCAGGAGUAGGGCAGUGGCCCCCCUGGCAGAAGCCGGGGUGUCGGCGCUCCGUGCAGCGGGCGAGGGGACCGUCACCCGGGGCGCGGUGUAUUUUGGGGGGCCAGCGUGUGUCGGGCAGCGAGUGGGGAAUGGCUGGCAGAAGCCGCCGCUCCUGGCUCAGCGUGUUGCUAGGACUCAUCCUGGGCUUCAUCCUGGCGUCGAGACUCAUCCUGCCCCGCGCCUCGGAGCUGAAGAAAGCGGGACACCGGCGGAAGGCGAGCCCGGAGGGCUGCCGGCUGCAGCAGGGCGGGGGGCUGCUGCGCAGGGACUCCCGGGGGACGCUGCUCUGGCCCCAGGACCCCGCAGAGCGCCAGGACGACAUCCCACCGGCCAGCAACUUCCUCUUCGUGGGGGUCAUGACAGCCCAGAAAUACCUGCAGAGCCGGGCGGUGGCUGCCUACAGAACCUGGUCCAAAACCAUUCCUGGCAAGGUUGAAUUCUUCUCCAGUGAGGGUUCGGACACCUCUCUUCCAAUCCCGAUAGUGCCACUACAAGGCGUGGAUGACUCCUACCCACCCCAGAAGAAAUCCUUUAUGAUGCUCAAGUACAUGCAUGACCACUACUUGGACAAUUAUGAAUGGUUUAUGAGAGCAGAUGAUGAUGUUUACAUUAAGGGGGACAGAUUGGAGAGCUUCCUUAGGAGUUUGAACAGCAGUGAACCCCUCUUCCUUGGACAGACUGGGCUUGGCACCACCGAAGAGAUGGGGAAACUGGCCUUGGAACCUGGCGAGAACUUCUGCAUGGGAGGACCUGGAGUGAUCAUGAGCCGGGAGGUGCUGCGCAGAAUGGUGCCUCACAUUGGAGAGUGCUUGCGAGAGAUGUACACCACUCAUGAGGACGUGGAAGUGGGAAGAUGUGUGCGGAGAUUUGCAGGAGUGCAGUGUGUCUGGUCUUAUGAGAUGCAGCAGCUGUUUUAUGAAAAUUAUGAGCAGAACAAAAAAGGCUACAUCAAAGACCUUAGAAAUAGCAAGAUACACCGAGCUAUAACGCUGCAUCCCAACAAGAACCCACCGUACCAGUAUAGACUUCAUAGUUACAUGCUGAGUCGCAAAAUCGCAGAACUGCGUUACCGGACUAUACAGCUGCACAGAGAAAUUGUCCUGAUGAGCAAAUACAGCAAUGCAGAAAUACACAAAGAUGACCUUCAGCUUGGGAUACCACCUUCUUUUAUGAGGUUCCAGCCACGCCAGCGUGAGGAGGUCUUGGAAUGGGAGUUCCUUACGGGAAAAUAUCUCUAUUCUGCAGCUGAUGGACAGCCCCCUCGGAGAGGGAUGGACUCAUCUCAGCGUGAAGCAUUGGAUGACAUUGUUAUGCAGGUCAUGGAAAUGAUCAAUGCAAAUGCUAAGACCAGAGGGCGGAUCAUUGAUUUCAAGGAGAUACAAUACGGCUAUCGCAGAGUUAAUCCUAUGUAUGGAGCAGAGUAUGUUCUUGACUUAUUGCUUCUAUACAAAAAACACAAGGGAAAGAAGAUGACCGUGCCUGUCAGAAGGCAUGCCUACCUACAGCAGACAUUCAGCAAGAUCCAAUUUAUGGAGCAUGAAGAGAUAGAUGCCAAAGAGCUGGCCAGCAAAAUUAACCAAGAUUCUGGAUCCUUGUCUUUCCUGUCCAAUUCACUGAAGAUGUUUGUUCCAUUCCAGCUCACUGGAUCAAAAGCAGAGCGGAAGGAGCCCAAAGACCAGAAGAUCAACAUCUUGAUUCCUCUGUCUGGACGCUUUGAGAUGUUUGCUAGGUUCAUGGGGAAUUUUGAGAAAACUUGCCUCAUUCCCAGUCAGAACGUCAAGCUGGUUGUCCUGCUUUUCAAUUCUGACUCAAACCCUGAUAAGGCGAAGCAAGUUGAAUUGAUGAGAGAUUACCGUAUUAAGUACCCCAAGGCUGAUAUGCAGAUCUUGCCAGUGUCUGGGGAAUUCUCAAGAGCUCUGGCUCUUGAAGUUGGAUCUUCUCAGUUUAAAAAUGAGUCUUUGCUCUUCUUCUGUGACGUUGACCUAGUGUUUACCACAGAGUUUCUCCAACGAUGUAGAGCCAAUACAGUUUUGGGCCAACAAAUAUACUUUCCAGUCAUCUUUAGUCAGUAUGAUCCAAAGAUAGUUUAUAGUGGAAAAGUUCCCAGUGACAAUCAUUUUGCCUUCACCCAGAAAACCGGUUUCUGGAGGAACUAUGGCUUUGGCAUUACUUGUAUUUACAAAGGUGAUCUCCUUAGAGCAGGUGGCUUUGAUGUCUCUAUCCAAGGUUGGGGCCUUGAGGACGUGGACCUAUUUAACAAAGUCAUUCAAGCUGGCUUAAAGACUUUCCGAAGCCAAGAAAUCGGAGUUGUUCAUGUACAUCAUCCAGUCUUUUGUGACCCCAAUCUUGAUCCAAAACAAUAUAAAAUGUGCUUGGGGUCCAAAGCUUCAACUUAUGGGUCCACACAACAGUUGGCUGAACUAUGGCUUGAAAAAAAUGACCCUAGCUUUGGGAAAAGCAGCAAUACUAAUGGCUCAGUGAGGACAGCCUGAUGUCCAGCUAUGCUGGAGAAGACUUUUUUUAAUUAUCUAAUUUAUUUUUGGAAAAUGUUUUGAUAGUUCAUUUUUUAAAGACCGCACAAGGAUAUAUUUUAGAAAUCAUGUUUUCUUACCAAGAACUCUUUUGAGAAUGAGCUUUUUUUUGAACAAAACUGUGAUUGAUAUUUGCCUUUGAACAAAAAUUUUGGCUGAGUAUUAUCUGGGAGAUCUGCAUAAUUCUGAUGACUUGAAAUAAGGUUUCCAUAUGAACAAAGGACCUCCUUUUUAAAAAAAAAAAAAAAAAAAAACCUUUUUCCAUUGCUGUCUUCUUUGCUAGGAUUCUAUAAAUUGGAACCUGAACAUUCAAGCAAAAUGGCAAAAUACUGUACCUAACUGUUGUGUUGUGACUGUUACAUUACACAGAUUCUACUCUUUUUAAAUAGCCAUAAUGUUCAAAUUGUGUUAGAACAAUGCAAAACAGUGUGGCAAUAGUUGGGUUAUUAAUUUCAGGAGUAUUUCAAUAGGUUGAUUACUUCAACCAAAAAUGUACUUUUGCUUAUUGUGGCCGAGCAGCUUUUUGAAGGGUGUGUGGAAAAGAAGCACACUUGAUAAACUUGUAUCAGUUUAGUCCAUAUGUAAGUUUUGUCUGACAUUUGGUCCAUAUGUGGAUCUAACAUUAAAAAUUCCAUGGUGGAUUCUGUGGAUUCUAAAUUGUUCUCCAGUCUAGAACAGAGACUGCAUGAUGGUGAAAUGCAAAAUUGUAAUGAGUGUGGGAGGGAGAAAUGAGAAUUUCUCACUGCAAAACAAGGUACACAACUCAAAAUUUGAAAUCCCUAAUGAGAACAUUGGAAACUUGCAUCUGAUUGCAUUCAUUUUGUACAGUCAGUUACAAGAUGUUGAUGGGAACAAUUGUUACAUUCUUUGAUUACUAGUUUCUUUUGUUUUCUUUAUCGAUAGACCUUUAAUUUAUUUAAUAUCCAUUGUUUUAGGUUCUUGCCCUUUUCUUGAAUAUCUGUUAGUCAUUUAUUUAUAUAUCUAUUAGGAAUGUAUUGCUUUUUCUCACUCUUAAGGUAGUGUACAUCUUACUUACAGUAAACUGUGAUCUCCAAAGAUUUCUUUUGAAAGUAUUUUUUAUUCCAAAUUCCUUUUAAAAUUUUACUGAGUGACUUAAAUAACCUUGGGAAUUGUUUUGAUGCUCUAAGAUAAACCUGGGAGAGAAAAUGUUGAGUAGAAACAAUAUGACCCCUUUGAGUUAUCACCUAGUAAAGGUUAAAUAAACAUACAAAUGAAGUGCCUUAAAGUGAACAGAAGGAGGGGGAACUCUUUUGCAUUGAGACUUAGAACACUGAUGGAAAUUGCUGUUGCAGCAGAUCAUAUAUUGGGCUCAGAAGUUAAAGAUCAAGCCAGUGAAAAAUAUAUUUUUCUAUUGUACUCGUCAACACCACUUUGCCCUAGUUCCAUUUCAGUAACAUAAAGACCUACUCUUUGGGAGGUGAAGGAUAGUAAAAGAGAAUGAAAAUCAGUACUUAGAUUUGAUUUACCAAGUUUUAAGGGGUCUUUAUGGAGUAACUGCUUGAAUAUUCCAAUAGGAAAAUAAUCAGUGGUUACACAUUUAUGGAAUGUGAAUUGCGUUUGCAACUAGUCUAGAUUCAUUGUCCUACAACUGUCGUUGUUUUUUUUGGUGACAGCCCCAAGGAUGUAGAUACUUAUAAUGGAUUCAAUGCAUGGAAAGUGUUGAAAGACUUGGUCCUAAGAUGCAAUAAAGAUUUUUAUUUGCAA
Messenger RNA from Terrapene triunguis (Three-toed box turtle), 4307 nucleotides. RefSeq names its product chondroitin sulfate synthase 1 (gene CHSY1). Gene Ontology annotation, molecular function: glucuronosyl-N-acetylgalactosaminyl-proteoglycan 4-beta-N-acetylgalactosaminyltransferase activity. Gene Ontology annotation, cellular component: Golgi cisterna membrane. The record is from RefSeq and is a predicted model, not a curated record. Lineage: Eukaryota; Metazoa; Chordata; Testudines; Emydidae. The transcript has 3 exons. Bases 141 to 2543 code for a protein of 800 amino acids.